This is a messenger RNA of Polyodon spathula (Mississippi paddlefish), 4772 nucleotides long. RefSeq names its product ras-associating and dilute domain-containing protein-like. The coding region runs from base 684 to 4172 and encodes 1162 amino acids. NCBI's taxonomy places the organism in Eukaryota, Metazoa, Chordata, Actinopteri, Acipenseriformes, Polyodontidae. The transcript is spliced from 16 exons. Gene Ontology annotation, biological process: substrate adhesion-dependent cell spreading; neural crest cell migration; signal transduction. The record is from RefSeq and is a predicted model, not a curated record. Gene Ontology annotation, molecular function: GTPase binding. Gene Ontology annotation, cellular component: microtubule.
UACAGUUCUUUCCAGUAUAGCUAGCACUUACAGCGCAGUGAAUGGAGCUUUCUGUUACUUGCGAGUACUGGAAUUCAGAGCUUUGGGGUCUACGAAUAGGUUAACUUAAAUUAGAGAACUUGCACAAUUUUUAGCCUUUUGACCAGCGAGGGGAGCCAACUUGGAAACUAAGAAGGAUAUACUAGAAUACGCUUUAUUAUAAUUAUUGUUGUUUAUUUAAAACAUUUUUCGCGAAGAAGGAAAUUAGACCGCUUCAUAUAUUCUGUAUCUUGUAGUGGGGUAUUUUUGUAUUUUAAAGAAGCUUAUUUACUCAAUUGCUUUUUGAUAUUUGUUUGAUGAUGGUGCUGACUAGUUUCUUUUUGAACAUUAAAUAAUUUGAAAAAAAAGUCUGCCAGCCAUCACAACUUGAUUGAUGAAUGCUUAUUGGUUUCAUUUACUGAAAAUUAAGCAGGGUAUGAAAAGACCAUUCUCCUUUAGCCAGUGGCUGAUUGUUUCUCUGUCUUCACUUAUUGAGGACAGUCACAAAAGCAGAAAGCAGCAGUAGUCGUAGAAGCAAGGAGUUCGAGCGUCACCUGCAAAGCUUGUGUUUGUGGGCAGUAAGAACAAGACAGACAGCACUUUUUUGUUCGGCAUGCUAAAAACAGGAGUGUUUUUCAGGCUCUAGGAGACAAAACCAAAAGAAAAUGUUUUCAGAAGAACGGAGUAACACAAUUUCUAAACAGGCUUUGAAUUUUCCUGUUGGUUUAUUGAUUAACUCACCGAAGAGGAGACUGGCGAAGCUGGGCAGAAAACCAAGCAAUGGAUCUGUGCAGUCAAGUUCUUCGGAUACAACAACAAGAUCAAACGAAAGCACUGGAGUACGACAGCCGGCAAAAAACAAAAUCCGAAGACACAAUCGCCUCUCCACAGUUUUCAGCAGGAGCCCACACUUAAAAGACAAUCAGUCCGAUGAGGACUCCACUGUGGCGGACGGAAUUCACCUGACUGACGACCCCUCGGAGCUGUCAAUGCAGAUCUCCGCACCUGGGAUCCUCAAGAUAUUUGGCAAUGAGAUCAGUACAGGUGCAAACUAUAAGAGUGUGCUUGCUACCUGUCACUCCAGCGCACAAGAGCUGGUCAAAGAGGCUCUCGAGAGGUAUUCUCUGGACAAGGCCGAAGCUGGAGCCUACGUCUUGUGUGACGUGAUUGGCCGGAUUGGGGAAGAGCACCAGUGGAAGACGGAGUGUUUCCGGGUGGUGGGUGACAAUGAGAAGCCCCUCAUGUUACAGUCUCUCUGGAAGCCCAAGGAAGGUUUCUCCCGGCGCUUUGAGAUCCAGAGGAAAUCCAGCAUGGAGGAGAAGGCCGCAAAGGAAAAAGAUACAGUCACAGCAGGCAUUAAUGCCCAGGCCCGCAAACUACAGAAGAUUCGCUCCCGGGGAGCCUCAGUCUUUAUUGAGGAGGAUCUCAACAGCAAUAUCUCACUGUGGAGGAGCCUGAGUGAAGUCAACUUAUCUGUGAAGUCCAAGGACCCUCGGAAGAAUGGGAAAAGCCUGCUGUUGGAAGGCCUGGAGUCUGAUGUAGACAAAGAGGGCCAGUGUCUGAGACUUGAGAAGGAGGAGACGGAGAGCAACGAUGAUAACACCACACAGUAUUCCAUUCAUCCCCCUUUCGAAUUCCCUUACUUUCUGCUGCUGCAGGGAUACAGUUACAGACAGGAUUUCGUUAUUUAUCUUAUGAGUGAGAUGACACAUGUUUUCGGACGCUGCAGCGAGCAUUCCACAGGGGAGGACGAGGAGCGUCUCAAAGUGGACACCCUACUCUCCGCACCGGACAUCCUGCCCCGCCACUGCAGCGUCAGACGGCUGGAGUCCAGCUCCCACUGCCAGGCCACCAAGAAGACAUUGACUCUAGUGAAACCGCUCCAUGGUGCUCACGUGACCCACAAUGGAAUCCAAGUCAAGGAAGAAACACAACUCCAAACGGGGGAUCUCCUUGGGCUUGGUGACUUUUACUUGUUCAUGUACAAAGACCCAACAGCCCCCUCUGCAGGCCAAAGACCAUCAUGGUUGACAUCCCCGAUGACUCACCUGGGUGGGACAGGCACCUGUAAAAUGUGCGGUUCGUCGCUGCUGGGUGAAGCAGCCAGGAAAACGAAACCUUCUCAUCAAAAAUUGGUCCUCCGGUUAAAAGAUUCCAACGAGACAGAUCUCUCGCUGACGUAUGAUUCCAUACACGAGGACCAGCUGCUGAGAAAAGUUAUUAAAAUGACAGACCCCAAAGGUGAUGAGCCAAAGCUGAGCCCAGCUUUCCUGCUGUGUCUUUGUAUCCAGCACUCAGCCAGCUCUUUCGAACUGUCUGAUUUCCGAAGGCUUUUGCUCAAGAUAGCCAGUCAGGUCCAAACAGUUAUGUGGGAAAAGACAAAGGAACUUGCCAGGAUACAGCCAGAAACUGUAAAGCAGGACCCUGACGAGCUGAGCCUGCUGAGUAUCAAGGAGCUAAUCCCUGGGCUGCAGCCUCUGGCUUUCUGGAUGUCAAACUCCAUUGAACUCCUGCACUUCAUUCAGCAGGAAGUGCCCAAGCUGCUGCUCUGGGAUGAGGAAGGUGGAGAGAUAGCAGACUCCCAGGUGUCUGCCACCAGGUCGGCGAGUGAAGAAGCCAUGACAGUCCUUGAGGAGGUCAUCAUGUUUACAUUCCAGCAGUCCGUCUACUACCUCACCAAAACUCUGUACACAACACUGCCCGGUCUGCUGAACAGUAACCCCUUCUCUGAGAGUGGUCAGCUGCGAGUGCCAGACGGGGUGAACCACAUCUUAGAGAUCCUGAGGGAGACCCUGCAGCUUCUCAAUCAGUAUGAGGUCCACUCCGAGAUCGCCUCUCAGCUCUUUGCAUAUCUCUUCUUCUUCACCAACGCCUCCCUCUUCAACACACUCAUGGAAAGAGGUUCCGGAGGGGGGUUUUAUCAGUGGUCCCGGGGAGUGCAGAUCAGAGCCAAUCUCGACUUGCUCCUGGACUGGAUCGAGGGCAUUGGCCUGGGAGACCUGGCUCUCGACUUCUUCCACAAACUUUCCACAGCUGUCAACCUGCUGGCCACACCCAAGCAAAACCUCCUGCAGGCCAACUGGAGCUCCCUGCGCAGUGAGUUUGCGAGCCUCAACCCGGCUCAGUUACACCACAUGUUGAGGGAGUACAACCCCGGGCGGCCCUGUCCAGCGGGCUGGAGUCCAACACCUGAGGAAGCCGAGCCUGCCAUGAGAAUGGCUGAUAUUCUUGAGAGUUUUGACAACCACCCUCCUCUGAUCCUGCCCUGCAGCAGCUUUCACAUCGAGCUCGGGAGACCUAUCCAGGAUUUGCAUCUUCCCUCCCAGCUCAGUCGCAUUCGGGAGUUCCUGUGCAGCCUUAAACAGAGCAGCCCUGUACCCUCCCAGCAGGAUGUUCCAUUGGCAGUGGAAAGCGUGACCUCAGCAUGUUGCACCAGCAGUAUGAAGAACUCUGACCCACCCAGGGACAGAAAGUCUGAUGUUAAAGACACAUCUCUUUGCGGCCGGUUCCUGCUCCCCGGACCCAGUGACCUGAGCUCUUGUGGGGAUGUACUGACUCAGAAACUGAAGAAUCUGGAGCUCCAGAACAGUCUGCCAGGACAGAAUGACCUAACCUCCCACAAGCGCCUGGCCCUGGACCCCUCCUGUCUCCUCACCCCUCCCAACACACCCCAGACACAGGAGCCUGCAGAGGCAGAUACAGAUCUCCUGGAGGGGCCUUUUAGGCCCUUCCUGAAUGGCAGCCACAGGGGGGUAGACGAUAAAGACCUUGAUACAGCUAAAGUGAAAGGUGUCCUCAGCCCCUGUCCAGAGCCAGGCACCCAGACCAAGCCAGGUGAGGAGGAUGAAGUGUUCACUGUGGAGCUGGAAAGAGGCCCGCGUGGACUGGGCCUGGCCUUGGUCGACGGUCUGAAAACACCUUUAAAAAUGAGUGGCAUAUAUAUUAAAUCCCUGGUUCCUUACUCGCCUGCGGCAAGGAGUAAGAAAUUAGGGUUAGGCGAUCGGAUUCUGGCUAUUAAUGGAACCAGUCUGGUUGGAAUAGACUAUAACACCUGUAGAGAUCUCAUCUGGAAUUCAGGAGACAAGCUGAGGUUGCUGGUGGCCAAAUCCGAAGCACAAGCUCUGACCACCAAGCUCCCGGUAACGAAAUGUUAACAGGACUGUUCACAAGCCAGUCUGGACAACAAGGCCUGUCUGUACAGCCAUUCCUAUGAUGAGCAAGUGCACUUAAGAGACUGAACGCACACUUGCUCUGCCGUGCAGGCACUGCUACACAUUCUCUGCGACUGAAACACAGUACUAUUUAAACUGAGCAACCGAUACAAAGUACAAAAGCACUUCAGUGGGAGACAUCUCCAAACCAAUGGUUUGUCAUGAAGGAUUUAAGAAGAGCUCCAAAAAGAAAAAAAGCCCAAUGGUUAUUUAAAAAUGGUCUGGUAUUUUUUUUUUCUUUUGCUGAUUAUCAACUUACAGAAGUGAAAUCGCCUUUGCAGAACUGCUGAGUGUCAAGCGAUCUACUGGAGUCUAAAAGAACUGAGACAUUCUGUGCUGACUGCAUAGCCAAGUUAUUCAAAGUUAGUUACAGUAUAACUCCUUAUCCAUAGACCUGUCCUAAGUGUAAUCACGCAAGGCCUGUUUUUUGAGAUCAGUUCUGUGUCAUUUCCUAAUGGUUUUAAUUUUCAGUUUAAACAUGUUUCAAUGCUUAAAUUUGGGCUCCUGAGUGGCACAUCUGGUAAAGGCGCUCCACGUGGAGUG